This is a messenger RNA of Cyanistes caeruleus (blue tit), 1647 nucleotides long. Lineage: Eukaryota; Metazoa; Chordata; Aves; Passeriformes; Paridae. The record is from RefSeq and is a predicted model, not a curated record.
GGUUUCCUGGCAUAUGCUUCGAUCCUCCUGGCUCUCUGCUUCCUCCUGAUCUUCUUCCUCGCCCCCCGUUAUGGCCAGAGCAACAUCCUCGUCUACCUCACCAUCUGCUCCGUUAUCGGCGCCUUCUCCGUGUCCUCAGUCAAGGGCUUGGGAAUUGCCAUCAAGGGCUUCUUUGCUGGCCAGCCUGUGCUGCAGCACCCACUGACCUGGAUCCUGGUCAUCACGCUGGUGGCAUCCAUCACCACACAGAUCAACUACCUCAACAAGUCUCUAGACAUUUUCAACACCUCUUUGGUGUUCCCCAUCUACUACGUGCUGUUCACCACCAUCGUCAUCGCCACUUCCAUCAUCCUCUUUAAGGAGUGGGUCACCAUGACCGUGGUUGACAUCAUUGGCACAGUCUGUGGCUUCCUCACCAUCAUUUUGGGGGUGUUUUUACUCCAUGCUUUCAAAGACAUGGAUGUCAGUUUAGGGAAUUUACCCCAAGUCCUGCAGAAUGAGCAGCCAGCGCCGGUCACCAGAGAUGACAAGAACAUCCUGAUAGAGGUGGACAACUCCAGCAUUGCCCCAGAGGAUAAACCCAAAACACUUGCAUGAACUCUAAAAUACACACCAGCGUCUCAAGAGGAGGUGGGAGACAAGGACUGAACGGUGCUAUUCAGACUCGGCUCAUCCAUGUUUAAUCACUUGCUCUGCAAAGAAGGGGACGUGAAUAUGGGCAAAAUAUGGUGAAUUUUGCAAUAGCUGCUCACUCAGGCUCAGUGGCAGGACUCAAGCCAUGGAGUAUUUUUACAGAGAGAUCUUCUCCAGCUUUUGUUUUUUUGUGAGGUGCAGGAGUUUCCCUGGAGCAGUGUUAAUUAUUUUUAUGGGAGUUUUGUUUGUUGGGUUGUUUUUUUUUCCUGAGCUGCUCUGGUACCUAAGCCUUGGUGAAGUUGCUGGGCCUGACCCAGACCCCACCUGAGGAAGGGAAAUCCCUGCUCAGGUUGGGGAGCUCUGGCAGGGCAAACCCCGUGUCAAGAGAAACUUGAAAUCUGUCUCCAAGAUUUCUCGUGACAAUUUUUCCAGUCUGAAAGACCAAGUGGCUUCAAAUGUUAAAUAUUUUUCCCUUGGGAAAUACCUUGACCUUGAAAAAUCCCCCAAAUUCUUUGAGCCCUAAGAGGUGUCCCACUGUCCUCUGAAAUGCUCACCUGAUUAUAUCUGGGUGUGAGCAUCACUGAGCAAAUACAGUCUGGGGCUUUGGGAGAGAGGACAAUGCAAUCUAUUUUAAUAACAUUUCAGUGCUAUCUUUUUGGAAUGUGGGAAGGGAAAUAAAGGGUUUUUUUAAAAAACAACAACAACAACAACAACAUAGUUUCAGGUGGAUCUGAAAGUUUUUCAUUACUUCAUCUUACUGGUGUAGCCCUAAAGGAUGAAGAGGCUGAGAAACAGCUGAGAGCAACAAAGAGCAUCUGGAGCAGAGUAAAACAGCAGCGACCUCCUUUGGUGGCAGAAAAUAAUCCAAGUCGCUCACUCCAGCUUUGGUUUUGGCAUCCUAAUCAGUGUGGUGCUUUGUGCAUUUUAUUUUAGAAAAUGGCUGUAAAUGGGACUCAUCUUUCUUCACUCUAGAAGUGCAUUUCUUUAAAGCAAUCCUGCCAUCCCUGGAGAAAU